This is a messenger RNA of Opisthocomus hoazin, 741 nucleotides long. NCBI's taxonomy places the organism in Eukaryota, Metazoa, Chordata, Aves, Opisthocomiformes, Opisthocomidae. The record is from RefSeq and is a predicted model, not a curated record.
GGAAGGAUGAGCUCCUAUGCUGACAUCUGUGGGUCCAAGCACGCACAGGGCAGCACCGAGGGAGGGUACCAGCGCUAUGGAGUUCGGUCCUACCUGCAUCAGUUUUAUGAGGACUGCACAGCUUCAAUUUGGGAGUAUGAGGAUGAUUUUCAGAUCCAGAGAUCGCCUAGCAGGUGGAGCUCUACGUUCUGGAAGGUCGGACUCAUCUCUGGGACGGCUUUUAUGCUGAUAGGUUUAACCGUUCUUGUAGUAGGUUUUCUUGUGCCACCGAAAAUCGAAGCUCUUGGGAAAGAUGAUUUUGUGGUGGUGGAUACCCGUGCCGUUCAGUUUAAUGGGUCCCUUGACAUAUGCAAGCUGGCAGGAGCAAUCUUGUUUUGCGUUGGAGGGUCCACCGUGGCAGCGUGUCUCCUGCUGUCUGCUUUUGCUAAAAGUUACUCCAAAGAAGAAAAGUACCUCCAGCAAAGAUUUAAAGAGAGAAUCGCCGAUAUAAAAGCCCAUGCAAACCCAGUCACAAAAGCGCCAGCACCAGGAGAGUCAAAGAUACCUGUCACCUUGUCCAGAGUUCAUAAUGUCCAGCCUUUAUCUGAAACCUGACCUGUUCCUUAGGUUGUGUUUCUCCCUUGUAGAUCAGUUUAAAUGGAAAAUAUCAGCUGUUGUUGGCAUACGUGCUAGUCAAUGACAACAUCGAGUGCUCUGCUAUACAAACACACAGCUGACAGGGAAGCUGCUCCAAUACAAAUU